AUGAGCAUCGCUCAACACGAUGAGCAUGGGAAUGCAGAUGACGAAUACCUGGAGGCAUCAACCGUGUGGGAUACCAUUAAGGAUGUGAAUGUCCAUGGCCUAGCCGUCGGAAGAAUGACCAUUCUCCAAGAGCCGUCUCCGAUGAUGCUUGCCGGGGUUCACAUGACAAUGAGCAGAAACUUUGAUAUGGACGAAAUCUUCCAGCACCUCGUGAAAAAGGACGGCAACAAAGGACAGACAAAGGCAUUCAUGCAUCGAGCCUUCGAGCAAACACAAACACGCCAGCGAAGUUUCUUCUUCGCUUUCAAGUACUAUACUGUCGUGGGAGAUGGUCUAACGCCAGCUCCGUGGCAGCAGUUUGAUGACCGGCCGCCAGACAAGAAAUCACCCGAUCACAUCGACAUUACCGAGUGCAGUUCAGUGCUAGCGCUGUCGUUGGAAGGAGAUCCAGUGAAGACCAUCAGGCUUCGUAGUCGAAGACGUCGCGGUGCACAACUGGGCGCAGUCUAUGAAACGUUUGCCCCGUGGCAUCUUCUCCAUAUACAAUGGUACGCCGAUGACGAGCACUCCAUGCGGAGUGAAGACAUCAAGAAACCUUUCUAUAGUGGUCCAUAUGCCUUCUUGGACAGUCUGGCUGCGGAAUAUAGAGAUGCCGUGAAGAGGUAUUUGAAUUUGAACGAAUUGAUCAGCAAGCUAACCACGCCACCGCCACAAUUCAUGUUUGAUGGCAGAUUACGUGACAAGCUACUGUUCGAAGACAAAGACUUCACCUACAGUCGUCGAUAUUUCUGGGCUUACAAUACUCUUGGUGUUAUCAACGAAGGGAUCAAAUCGAUGACCAGCGCGUACCACGAUACAUUCACCGCCGAAUUCUGGGCCGGCAAACAUCCGUAUUUGUGGCCGCAUCCCGAUCCCGAGUCUCAGGCUGGUCGAAAUUACCUGGCGAAAUUGCAAGGAGUCAGGCACGAGAUUGAGAGGGCCGUAAAGCAGCUUGGGGCAUGUCUUACCAAAAAUGAGAUGGUCCGUCAAGAAAUUAUGAGCUUGAGGGAACAGCUUUUCAGUGGCAGCUCAGUCAAGGAAAGUAGAAGGGCUAUAGAGCAGGGCGACAACAUCAAGAUCCUCACAGGUGUCUCGAUGCUUUUUCUUCCUCUGACCUUUGUUACGUCCGUCUUUGGUAUUACGGAGUUUACCAUAAGCGCCAGUGACUGGCGGUUUCCUGUCACAAUGAUCGGAGUCUGUGUCCCCUUCUUUAUCCUCAUCUUCCUGCUCCAAACACGCAUGGGGAUGGAAUGGGUGAAGAAGAUGGGCAACUUCUUUGAGACUCAUCUCAGCUUUGGGGCCGUCAGUGAUCGUGCUCACCGCAGACGAGAGCGUCAACUCCAGCUGCAGCAUCUGAAUGCUGGAGACAGCCACUCAAUUUUGGCAACACGAACCAAGCGAACCAUCCCGUUUCGUCGGCGGAGGAAGAGAGGUAAGGUGGCACCUCAUAUCGAAGUCGAGAGUAUUAUACAGAGCCGAUCGGAGAAGAGCGUCUGGCAAUCGUGGCGUAGGAAGAAGGGCGAUGAUGUCAGCGCUCCGAAGGAUGGAAAUGUUGUAUAG
Messenger RNA from Phaeoacremonium minimum UCRPA7, 1599 nucleotides. Its product is annotated as putative gtpase-activator protein for ras-like gtpase containing protein. Gene Ontology annotation, molecular function: metal ion transmembrane transporter activity. Gene Ontology annotation, biological process: metal ion transport; transmembrane transport. The transcript is spliced from 4 exons. Lineage: Eukaryota; Fungi; Ascomycota; Sordariomycetes; Togniniales; Togniniaceae. Gene Ontology annotation, cellular component: membrane. The coding region runs from base 1 to 1599 and encodes 532 amino acids. The record is from RefSeq and is a predicted model, not a curated record.